AACAACAGAUGUAAACAAUAAUGGCCGACUUUUAGAGUUUUUGUAGAUAGUUCAUUUAUUGUAAACCAAAUAUUGGCGAGAUCUGACAAAUAUGACACUGAAUCCCCUCUCAAACCCUAAAGGGCUUAAACUUUUAUGCGAACUCUGUCAGAAACCAGCAUUUAUCCAAUGUACCUUGUGCAGAGUAACGUAUUACUGUGGUGUAGAGCAUCAAAAAGCAGAUUGGUUGGGAAUUCAUGAAAAGAUAUGUGAAAAUUUAGCACUACUCCGUCAGCCAGCACCAUUUCUACCCUCAGAAGGAGAGAGGGAGAAAAGAGAAAGGGUUUUACUAGAUAAAAAGCGUCAGAUGAUAGACCUAACACGUACAACAGGGCAGAAAUUAUUAUUUGAAGGAAAACAUGAACAAGCAGUACCUGCUGCUAUGCAGUCAUUAAGAUUUGCUAUAGAUGUACAUGGGCUGUCUAGUAUAGAAUUAGUCCCUUCAUAUCUUAUAUUGGGUGAAGCCAGUAUAGGCCUAGGGCGAUUAUCCCAAGCUGAGGAAUAUUUAGCACAGGGUCAGUGGACUGUUUUGAAAACACCAGAAUGUUCCAAUGCCAUCAAAUCAAAACUCUAUAGAAAUCUGGGAUUACUUUAUGCUGCCAAAGGAGAAUAUGACGAAGCAUUAAGAAAUUUAGCAGAUGAUAUCUACCAUGCAUCUGUAGAAUUUGGUACUGAUGAUAUCCGAACAGCAGGUGGAUAUUUCCACAUGGCAAAUGUGUUUUUCCGUCAAGGCAAAAUGGAAAUUGCUGAUUCUCUCUACAGACAGGUAACAGAUAUAUGGUAUAGUCAUUUAGAUGGUAUAGUCAAAUGUAGAACUAGAACACCAGAAACACCCAAGGGAGUUGGACCUGGAGCUGUAGAAGUUAUUGUGGAUGAAGAAGACAAACUAGAUGAAGCCCAGGAAGCAGAAGCUAUUCAAGUUUUAAAUGCUAUUUAUGAUAUGCGUGAACAUCAGACAAACUGUCGAGUUGAUGACUUGGCUCUCAUCUGUCAUGCACUCGCCAUGUUAUAUUUUAUUUUCCAUGAAAUGAAUAAGGCUAAGGAAUAUGGAAGAAAGGCUGUAGUUACAAGCAGUAACAACCCAGAUGAAAACUUUUCACGUAAAAUUGUUGAAUUUAUGAAAAUUUGUGAUAAUGUAAAGUAAAAGAUUUUUAUUUUGUAAAUUUAUACAUAUAUUUUAUUUGUUUUGCUUAUACAGUCAUCAGAGAAUGUAAAUUAAUAAUAUUAUUUGUAAAUAAGAAAGGUAAAAAAAAAUUUCUGCUGGUAUUUUGUUUUCAUAGCGCUGUGAGGUUACAUUAAAUUUGUAUAUCUAGUGCUGUUGUCUGCACUAGUUUUCUCCAUA
Molecule: messenger RNA, 1381 nt
Organism: Patella vulgata (common limpet)
Lineage: Eukaryota; Metazoa; Mollusca; Gastropoda; Patellidae
Product: zinc finger MYND domain-containing protein 12
Exons: 8
Coding region: 92-1183 (363 amino acids)
Molecular function (GO): protein binding
Source: RefSeq, a predicted model, not a curated record